CCGCGGAACGCAGCGCCCACGUCCAACGACGCUGCACGCCAACACUGUGGGAGGUGCUGGCGGCCAUCUUGGCCGGUCUCUUUUCGUGUACUGUGCACGUUGCUUCGGUGGGGAGGAACGAAUCAGAGAUCCCGCCGAGUACCGGAGCGGUGGAGGCUUCCGUUUUACUUCCCGUGUCGCUCCUGGAGCGGUGUUAGACUCCCCGGCGAAGCAUCGUUUAGCGGUAAGUUCCCUGCGGAGCCAUGUUUCCAGCCGGGUCUGGGAUCACUGAAGGUUCCUGGCCCAAACCGAUGGCAGUGCGUCACCCACGGGGUAGGGGAGGCAGGGGAGGGCCGGCACACCGCUCGCUAACUAACACACAGUUACCUUCAUAGAGGGAGGGAGGGGGCAGCCCGCACCGUGCUAUCCGCUCUGUGUCUGCUGCUCCAUUCAUUAUCACCGCCAGAAUAUGGGUAUAGAAUAUAAUAUAUAAUAUAUAUAAUGUGUGUGUAUAGGGGGAUCUACUAAAUGGAAUGCCCAUAGACAAUAAUGGGACAGAAUGGAAUGCCCAUAGACAAUAAUGGGACAGAAUGGAAUGCCCAUAGACAAUAAUGGAAACAAAAUAUUUGAAAAAUAUAUGUGUGUGUAAUGUUUGUGUUUACAGUCUAGCUCUGUGGCUAUCCUUUGUACAGCGGUGUAUUUCCUUUGCAAUUCCACAUUUUUUGCCAGUAACAGCUGUGGGGCCAACUCUGGACAGCGUCUAAGGUGGAGUAGGGAAGGCAAACAAAUUCCUCUACCUGCAGUUGCCUUUUUAUGGGAAUUGUUUGCCUGGUAUUCGUUGUGUGCUUGACUGGCAGAGGUCCAUAGGGAUUGCAAUUGGCUAACAGCUGGAGGGCUGCUGAUUGCAUACCCCCUGAUCUAGAGUUUGCCCGGUGUAUUUACGAGUGCAGGCAUAGGCAACCUUCGCCACUCCAGAUGUUGUGGACUGCAACUCCCUUGAUGCUUUGUCGGCAUUAUGGGUGAUGUAGUCCACAACAUCUGAAGUGCCGAAGGUGGCCUAUCCCUGUGCUAGUACAUACUUAAAACUAAUAUAUCUUCUAUUGUGCAUGUGAAGACUGGGAAUCCAUGUAUUUAUAGACUGUCUGCAAGCUGCUUCUAAUCUAUUUUUGAGUUGCAUGUAUAUUGUCUUGUUAAAAGUGUACAUUAGCUAGGUGAGUUUUUUUUUACCAUUCCAUCCUUUAUUUUUUUUAUGGCUACCUGAUGUAAAUCCUCAAUAGAAUGUACUAUUGACUAUUUAAAAUAAAAUCAACGUUGUGCAUUGCUCAGAAUCUUAAAUAACCUACACGUGAACGAAAUGGUAAAUAAUAAAAUACACAAAAAUACAUUUUUACCAUAUUCAAAACUCGUUUACUGUCGGAGGUAUUUGCUAUGACAUGCACUUUUGCUAAAUGCGUUAAAAUCCGAUCUCUCUUUUUGGGAGUAGGAGCUCAUAAUGCGUUUUAGCACAUAUUCAAAAACCAUAGUGCACACAAUAGAUUUGAUGUUUUGUCUAGAACAGUAAUGACUAUCCAUGGCAUUCCAGAUGUUUGUUUGAGGCGCAUCAUAGGAAAUGUUAACAAGCAUCAGUGUUGCCAAACGUAGCCAAGUAAACCACUGGUUAAAGUACCACUGAAGUCAACUAUGCCACUUGAUCUCAAUGAAGUGGCCUAGCUGCAGUGGUUCUGUCCUUGUAAAACUGCUAUGUUUACAUUCAGGCUUCCCCAAACUCCGGCCCUUCAGAUGUUGCUGAACUACAACUCCCAUGAUUCUCAGCCUGCCUAUUUAAUUCAUAUACAAACACAAAGAUAAAGCACCGCGCUUACAGCAGCAGUAGCUUAGUAUCCAACAGCUUAAAAUACAUAGUAAAAACAAAGAGAAUGUUACCUGCGCUCUGGCAUAAAUAUUUAAUUCAUAGAAUCAUGGGAGUUUUAGUUAAGCAACAUCUGGAGGGCCGGAGUUUGGGGAAGCCUGCGUUACAGGCUUAAAGCCUCCUAUAGUGGCUGUAAAAUUCGUCACGUGAUGUGGAAGCCCCCAUUGGAAAUGUUGGUUCGUGUGUCAUGAGGUUAAAUUCUGCACAUACAGACUCCAGGCCCAAUGAUCACUUCAAAGCUGAAUGGGUGGUUGUUAUUAUCUAUGUAGCACCAUCAGAUUCCGUAGCACUGUACAAUGGGUAGGCUAUCAGACAUGUAAUUGUAACCAGACAUCUCGACGUACAGGAACAGAGAGGUGGAGGGCCCUGCUCAAUUAGCUUACAUUCUAGAGGGAGUUGGGGUAUAGUGACACAAAGGGUAAAAGUAGGGGUACGAAGUAGAUUGUUAGAAAAGUAUUCACUGCGGGCUUAGUAGAUAAUUUUGACAGUUGCAGGAGAGGAGUCUUGGGGGGUGGGGGAUAAAAACCUGCUAACAGUUUAAUUGAUAUGCUUCCUUGAAGAAGUGAGUUUUCAAUGAUUUUUUUGAAUGAAUUGAGACUGGGUGAAAGUCUUACGGAGGGAGUUCCACAGAAGAGGUGCAGCCCUGGAAAAAUCUUGGAGACGAGCAUUAGAGGUCUGAGUUCGGACAGAGGUUAUACAUAGGUCUUUGGCAGAUGGUAGGGGCCUCGCUGGGACAUACAUGUGUAUUAGGGAGGAUAGGUAGGUUGGAGCAGCAUUAUGUAGGGACUUGUAAGCAAGCACCAGAAUUUUAAAUUUAACCCUUGGUUCUUAGAAUUCAUCAGCCCUGGUUGUCAAGCUCUGUCUAGAUUAAUAAUGCUAUACACUAUAAAUACGAAUACUGUUUCUGGCAAGAUCAAAGCACCAUCACCACCAUGACUGAAGUUCAUAUUUCUGCAUUAACAUACCAUACAUACUCAAGUAUAAGUCUAGUUUUUCAGCACAUUGUUUGUGCUGAAAAAAACCCCACUCGACUUAUACUCGAGUCAGUGUCUGUAUUAUGGCAACUUACAUUGCCAUAAUACAGACCAGGACCGCCGGGCUCAUUAUAAGCCCGGCAGUCCUGUUGGGGGCUGGCAGAGAGCUGUAACUUACCUUUCCUGCAGCUCCGGUCAGCUCCCUUCUCCUCCACUGUAAGUCUCGCUGUGUGACUGCCGCGUGGUGCGUUGCCACGGUAAUCCGUGGCAACGCUCUGACCCGCACCUCUCGCGAGACUUACAGUGGAGCUGACUGGACCGGAGGAGAAGGGAGCUGCAGGAAAGGUAAGUAACAGCUCUCUGCCAGCCCCCCUUUUAAACAGCCCAUCCACUGGACCACCAGGGAAUGAGAGUCCCCCUCCCUGGCAAGCUAACAAGCAGGGAGGGGGGACGAAAAUAAAAAUUAAAUAAUAAUAAUAAAAAAAUUACAAUAAUUAAAAAAAAAAAAAAGUUAAUAAUAAAAUAAAAUACUAAAAGAAAACAAAUUGAAAUAUUAAAAUUUAAAAUGAUAAAAAUGCCCUCCCCCACCCAGUUCACACACAAACACACACUCUGCAUUAUAAACACACACUCUGCAUUAUAAACACACACUCUGCAUUAUAAACACACACUCUGCAUUAUAAACACACACUCUGCAUUAUAAACACACUCAUACAAACACACACUCAUACAAACACACACUCAUACAAACACACACUCAUACAAACACACACUCUGCAUUCACACAAACACACACACUGUGUGUUUGUAUGAGUGUGUGUGUAUAAUGCAGAGUGUGUGUUUGUAUGAGUGUGUGUGUAUAAUGCAGAGUGUGUGUUUGUAUGAGUGUGUGUGUAUAAUGCAGAGUGUGUGUUUGUAUGAGUGUGUGUGUAUAAUGCAGAGUGUGUGUUUGUAUAUAUGUGUGUGUAUAAUGCAGAGUGUGUGUUUGUAUAUAUGUGUGUGUGUGUGUUUGUAUGAGUGUGUGUGUGUAUAAUGCUGUGUGUGUGUGUGUGUUUGUAUGAGUGUGUGUGUGUGUAUAUAAUGCAGAUUGUUUGUAUGAGUGUGUGUAUAUAAUGCAGUGUGUGUGUGUGUAUAAUGCAGAUUGUAUGAGUGUGUGUGUGUGUGUAUAAUGCAGAGUGUGUGUAUUAGUGUGUGUGUAUAUAAUGCAGUGUGUGUGUGUGUAUAUAUAAUGCAGUGUGUGUAUAUAAUUAUAAAAAUCACAGAAUUUCAUAGCCCCUAGUUUUACCCUCGACUUAUCCAAGAGGCAUAGCCUAUUUCACAAUUUGCAAGAAAAGGAAGAGUUAAGGAUGCAGCGCUUAUUAUUCCCAAUAAAAAGAUAUAUAUCCAAUAGUAAUAGGUAAAUUUAGCUGCUAAACAUUCUCGUGGCUCCUUCAAUGUCACCAAUAAAUUCAAACCGUAAAAAAGGAAAAAGUUCCUUAAAGAAUGUAGCGCUUAUACAAUAAGAAAUAAUGUUAUCACCUUUUGGUAAUUGGACAAAAAAUAUAUUUUUUCCCUUUAUCCAGGUGUCCAAUAAAUGGUUUAUCUACAAAAGAUAAUCAUACAUAGUGCAGAUGGUAUAUAACUGUACAUUCAUAUAUCUAUAUAUGGUAUUAUUCACUCACAAACAUAGAGCUGUGGACCCAGCUCAAGUUGAAGUCACUCUCGGGUCCGUAUAGGCGACCCACCCCUGUUUAGGAUGCUUUGGUCACAAAACUGCACUCGACUUAUACAUGAGAUCGACUUAUACACGAGUAUAUACGGUACCAACUUUGGACAUUAUUACACUGGCUGAGAGCUUUACCUGGUAUCUCGCAACCAAGAGUAAUCUUCAACAUUGACAUGCUAUGCCAGAAGUCCACUUUAGCUUUGUAAAGCAGACCUGGUAAAUGUCAAACUGGUCAUGAAUACCAAAAAAGGCACAAAAAUUAUUUUCCGAAGUUGAGUUCAUUUUAUAGAUCUGAAAAGGCAGACGACACUUAUGGAUCUACCACUUUCUAAAAGGCUUUCCUUCUGUCUGUAUUGUAUAAUGUACUGAAUAUACCCGCAUCCCUAUAAUCAGUCACAUUUUACAAUCUAUGGUGUUCUUUUCUUGCUGUUGACAAAUAUCUUAAAAAUGCACUCUAAGCAUUACAUUUCAUUGUAUAUCCUAAAGAGCUGAUAGACUAAAACCACUGGUGUAAUAGUGUAGUUGCUGCAUCUCCAACCAUAAAACAUAAAAGGGUAAGAACUAAGAGUGCUGUUUUGGGGGGUGGGGGAGUGUGUGUGUUUUUAGUCAAACUCAAAAAUAAGACAAAAAAGAGGGGGUGGCCAUAUAGCACUAUAAUCACUACACUGGGCACUGGUGGAUAUGGCACUUGGGGUACCUCUUUAGGUAGGAAAAGUAAUAUCACAGAGGGAGGAUCUUAAUGUAAUUUCAAGGGGGUGGUGAUGUUGUAUAACUACCAGAGCAUUUUGCGAAAAAAUAUAUCAUAUGAUGACCGUUCAAGGCAAGUGCUUGAUAUUAUCAAUCUAGCAGCGAGAGGAGUAAAAUUAAGUUAAAUCCAGUAAAAAAGGGGAAAACUUGCUUUACUCUUCUCACUUUUGAUGUUGCAACAUGCAUAUGUUCAAAAGGUAGCAUUUUGGGGACAGAGCUUGAAUCUUGAGCUGGUCGGACGGGUGCGGUGUGAGCUUCUGUCUAAAUCUACAAUACUGGGGUGAAAUCAUCGUCAAUUAAGCCUCAAAACUCACUUUGGUGCACUCCGCACGUCGGGAGUGCUACAGCGAUUCGAUUGACAUCCCACUCGAGCCUGUUACUGCUGGGAGCCCAGCACACUGUGUCAUAGCCUACCUAAAGUGGAUUUGGGGGGAGGCGGCUGCUCCUCUCACUUACACACCUGUCUUACAGCCUUACCGAUCCCCAUUUGGUCCGGCGUGGUUGUUUUCGGUCACCACUGGCAAGGUACAGACUACCUUCGCGGCACAUACCUGCAGUUUUCAGCCGAUACUAGACUGAGCGUGGUGACCCAACAUGGCCGACGCACUUACCCCACUACAUUGAUAGUAUGGGAAUAAAGAGAAUCGUGAUGGGUUUGUCCUGCACACUUAGCUGUAUAUGUUGUAAUGAUAAAGCUCUUACAUGACUGGUGUCUUGGGAACACCCAAUUAUUAUCGAUCUUCUUUUUGGUUACAUUUUUGCCUGCUUGUAAAUCUCUCCCCUCCCCCGUAACCUGAAUACUACAAGUACAGAAUCCAUGACUUCAGCAACCUUGGCUGGCAUUUGAGUUGGCUACAUUUUUCUUUUUUUUUUUUUUUCUUUUUUUUUGUGUUAAAUAUGUUUAUUAGUUCCAUAACAUAUUCCAAUGCAAACGUAUUAUUUUUAAUGCGAGUUAGUGCUCUUCAUUCAUAACAGUUGUUGUAUAGCAUGCAAUAUAGUAUCAUAUUCAAGCAUGGUCUCUCUAGGUGCCAGUAGGCAGUAAUAAGAUAAGUGAGUAAAUUAAGGCUGAUAAAUUAAGAAUUAACGUUAAUAAACAGAACAAUAUGAAAGCAAUAUCUUGUGCAAUCUGUAUAUUAUAAACAGCGUAGUUAACACAUUAUAGCAUGCCGUUGUCUUUUGGCUAAAUUAAGACUUAGUUGUUUGUCCUAUAACAGCGCUUAAACAGUUACGGUGCAGGCUUGCAACAAUAAAAAAGGCUAACAGUUAAGAAUUUGCGUCCGGGUACAUAUUAGUAGAGGAGCAGGCUGGUAGUAACCCUUUGGGUGUCGCCCUAGAGUCGUCUAAAUAUGAUGUGCAUUAAAGAAGUUACAUUCUGAGAGUUGGGAGCUAAAUGUUCCAUCUAAUCAUUGUGUGCGACUCCGUAUGUGGUCUGGGCUUUAGAGUGCAGUUGGUCAGGGUCUAUUUGCGUGUUGAUUUAACCAGGCAGUAACAUUUAGCAUUAUGUAGUAUAGACAUGUGUGCCUACAGUAUCUCCUGGCAUGUAGGUAGACACAGGCCCUAACGUCCGCGGUCAGCUGCCGUGAGGGUAAUAUAGAACGUAUCUACUUUAUUAAAGAUUUAUAUGCGGAGACCAUUAGCUCGCUUCUAAGGCCCGCUGAGACCGAAUAUCCUUACAUACUUAUUCAGUUGUGGGCUUAGUUGUGUACAUAUGUGUAGUCGUUAUGUUACGUAUCAGUCUGGUAUGUGCGGUACCUAUUGGUGUAGUGUGUAUGCUGUAUCGUGAAGCUAGGGUCCUGGGCAUGGGUCUGGGUAUCAUAUCCUGUUACAUUUCAGUUGUUAAUCAAGCCCUAAUAAACAGCGUUAGACUUAUGCCCUCCGGGGCUCUUUAGCCUGGGAUGUCGUCUUGUGUGGCAGUCCCAGGGCUCCCGUGCCUCCGCUACAGCACAGUCCCAGAGUCGUCGAACCUCCUUCCAUCUUCUCCCCACCAACUCCGGUCCGCUGGCUGUGUCCUCCACCGUGCCGUGGGCACUCAGGGGCUGAGGCUGACCACUCGACCCCACCACCAAAGUCUGUGACCCGCCCGCCCCCUGUACCUCCCCAACACCGUGUUGGUCCACAUAGAGUGCGUUCCCCCAAGUCUCUCCCGCUGUCGGCCUCACUCUUGGGGCCGGUACACGUACCCCACGGCCACCGGUCCGCCGGAAGGGCAGCACACUCCUGCCCCACAGGGCUCGCGGCAGCGGGGACAUAGCUCUCCGGGGACCUCCCUACCCAGAGGCCGGGGUACUCACUGCUCCAGCGGGUGCCGGGUCAGCGCGGAGGUUCUGUCCGGUGUCCACUUCGUCUGUUCUUGUAUGAGCAGCCCACGCCAGGUCCCCCCAAUGAGUGCGUUAUUCCGCUCCACCUUCUGGGUCCCCACCAGCUCACAUUUCUCUUCUGUCCUGGUGCUCCCUUUUCCACUGUGCCUGCCCCCCUCAUUUCUGUGUUCCGUUUUUCUGGCGGGCCUCUCCUUAGCAGCCGUUGCCAGUGUAGGGGCACAGCGUGUUCCCCGAGCCGAGGUGUCCGUUUCGGCGCAUGCCAUCCCCAUGGGCCGGGAUCUCCCCCACCGGCCGGGGGGGGAGCGGGGCCGUCCCCCGAGCCAACAUGGUUCUCCAUAAUGAUAUUUGUCUCCAGGGUGCAUCUGCCGCCAACCUCUGCGUCUUACACUUACUCCUGCUGUUGGCAGGCUUAUGUCGGCUGCUAGGCCGGAGUUCUCCAUGGCCGCGUAUCCUGUAUGCUGUGGGCCUUGUUCGGGUGUCAUCUUGUAGCUGGGGUGUUUCUCUACCUCAGCAUGCUCGGGUGUCCGAGUUUGGGGUGAAUCUUGCGGUAUUUUGCAGCCAUUGUUUGGGGCUCGAGCUCGGAGCCAUGUCUGUCUGCUUCCACUCGGCCCGGCCCCGCCCCCCUGAGUUGGCUACAUUUUAUGAACAAACACUAUCUCUCUUUCUCUGUGUGUGUAUAGAUGCAUAAACAUAACUGUUUUGUUGUUGCUUCGUAGAUAAACACACAGGCCCCAGUCCCUCAUUGUUUUGAGAUGCGGAUGAACAAGCUGACACUACAGUGCAGGCUGCUCCAUCCCUCCAUGAUGGAAUGUCUGAGUAGCUAUGUGCCUGGCCUUCCCUCACAUACCCUAUGGGUUACGCACUCCCGCCAUUUUUCUUUUAAGAAAGGCAAUGUUUAAUGUUGCUAGAGGAAAUGUAUAGCAUGAAUGCAUUAAGACCACUACACUAAGACUAAGAUAUAGUGGAUUUUGGUGCUUGGUGUCACUUGUAAAAUGUGUUUUUGGUUGAGUCCCUUUAAAUUUGUAGGUAAAUAUAAAAGCCAUGUAUGCAUUUUUUCCUAUGCCCAGCAGUGUGUCUCUAAUCCAAACUGUGCCUGCCCUUUGUUUUGUCUUUGUCCUUAAAUGUGUUGGGCCUCCUAUUGUCAUUAAAAACUACAACAUGAAUAUGAAGCAUACAGAAUAAUGGUGAAUGUGCAUUUCUUUUCAAACACGACUAGGAAAAGCUUACAUUUGUUUAUCACUCUUUUCUUAAGGCUUGUAUUUUAAUUUACAGAAACCUGCUGAAACUACAUUUACCAAAAUGGCAGACAAGCUUACAAGAAUAGCUAUUGUAAAUCAUGACAAAUGCAAGCCAAAGAAAUGUCGGCAAGAAUGCAAGAAGAGUUGCCCGGUUGUACGAAUGGGUAAGCCACUGCAAUAACAGACUUUUUUUACCUGUUUUUUUUUUUUGUUUGUUUGCUGGUUUAAAAAAAAAAAAAAAAAUGAAAAUAAUUGUCAAGUGAUGCAUGUCCCUUUUAGGAAAAAAGUGGCACAUCACUGCAGUCAUGAAAUCGUCUAAGUGUAUUAAUUAAAAUAUAUGCUUGCCUUAUAUUGCCAUCUUGAACCUUUACUCCACUUACAUUUCCUAUGAUUCUUAUGUAAUUUCAGGCAGGCUUCUUAAUGUGGCAAUGCCAGUUUUUCUUCACCUUCAUUUCCUUUUAGCCCAUGUCCCCAGUAGCUAAUUUAUUAUACUCCUGCCCCUCACAUUGCCCUUUUUUACCCAUUUAAUUUGUUUUUUUAUUGCCCUUCACUUGGAGUUUCCAUAUAAUCUUGCAAGACACAGCCGCGCACAUUAUACUUUCGUUCCUCUUUGCAUCAAUAAUUACAGUCUCCGUUUGCCGGCCCUACAGUUCACCUGAGCCCCACGAGUUAGGGGAGACUUCAUAUACUCUAGUCAAACACCGGGCCAACAAAACAAGUCGGUGUCCAUGUCCGCUAAGGCAUGCAUCAGUUUAACAAAGUAUGAAAUACCUAACUGGACAGGGGCAUUCGGUUUAAAAUAUUGGGUUGUACAGAUGGCAGAAUUGGCAUGCCAUACAAUGCUUGUGGUUGUUGGCCAAUGCAUAAACAGUAAAUAUAGCAGACUGCCCAUUGAAUUAGCAUGCAUGACGUCCUAAUCACAGAAUAAUUUCGAGACAGAUAAGUAAAUCAAUCAAAGCCAUUUAACUGAUGGAAUGUUAGUAAAUUACCUAGGUUACAGUGCAAAUGUUCCUAAGCUAUAUCCUUUGCCAAAAAUCAUGCACAAAAAAGUGUUCCCUAUUUUUUUCUUUUAUGUAAUAAAAAAAGGCAAAUUCUAAUAAACUAAAAGCAGUGGCAACAUUAGAGUAACUAAUAAAAUAAAUACAUAUAAAGAGCUGUGAAGUGUCAGUGUCAUUUUAAACAAACUGAGGAAGUGAGUACGUGAUAAAAGCAAUGUGACGUUAUCUUUGGCAAAGUGAGUAAACUCUUAAAGGACCACUAUAGGCACCCAGACCACUUAAGCUCAAUGAAGUGGUCUGGGUGCCAGGUCCCUCUAGGAUUAACCCUUUCUGCUGUAAACAUGGCAGUUUCAGAGAAACUGCUAUGUUUAUCAAUGGGUUAAUCCUGCCUCUAGUGGCUGACUCAUUGACAGCCGCUAGAGGCAUUUCCGCGCUUCUCGCUGUGAUUUUCACAGUGAGAAGACGUCCAUAGGAAAGCAUCGAGAAUGCUAUCCUAUGAGACUGGCUAAAUGUGCGCGCGGCUCAUUCAGCCGAUGAUGGAAGAAGAGGGAGGAGAGUCCCAGCGCCAAGGGCAUUGGGGAAAAGGUAAGGGUUUAACCCCUUCCUCCCCCCUCAGCUUCACAGGAGUGGGACCCUGAAGGUGGGGGCACCCUCAGGUCACUGUUGUGCCAGGAAAACGAGUAUGUUUUCCUGGCACUAUAGUGGUCCUUUAAGAUGAGUCUUAUUUUCAAGUAUGAACUAUAUGUUUGAUAGCUUGUGUAAAUGGGGAGGAGGGGACUCGUGCAAAAAGGAGCUAGUGGAGGCAGGGUGCAGCACCCAGCAGACCCCAGGCAAGAAGUCAAAAAUGUCUAAAAUGGUUUGAAUGCUUGAGGGCAAAAGGGCACCAUAAGCAAUAGAGAUCUACUGGAGUUUUAACUGUACACUUGUCAUUAUGUAAUUUUUUGGGGGAAAACACAUUUGUUAAUUUAAUGUUUAGGUCCAGAGUUUUAUCAAAUUCUUGUAUGUAUUUUAUUAACACCAAAACCUUGUCUACCUUCAUGGGAGUAUCAAAGGCUGGUAUGACACUAUCAAAAGAAUAAAUCAUAACCUUAUUUUUUCUUUCAUGUCAGGAAAACUUUGCAUAGAAGUUACUCCACAAAGUAAGAUUGUAUGGAUUUCUGAAACACUGUGCAUUGGUUGCGGGAUCUGUAUUAAGGUAAGGAUCUAACAAUCUGUGUUUGCUGUGGCACUAAAUGUAUAUGGUCUCCUGCUGAGCUGCAGAAGCCAGAUGCUGAUCCUGCCAGCCAUUAAUUGACUCAAAAUGUAAGCUGAACGUUCUCUGCCAAUAAAUCAAUUCUGUGCAUAGAAAUAACAUCCAGCCCUUAACUUGGUUAUGUGAAGGAUGAUGGCACCCCUGUGAAGUUCCAGUCGCCAUGAACAUGUCAAAUCAUUGAAGUGGUCACGUUACUUGGAGUAACCUUUUAAACAAGCAAUGAGUGCAUAUUGUGAUAGACAGCUUGUAUUGGUAAAAUCUUUCAAAGUUGAGUCAUUUCACUGAUAAGCUCAAUGAUGUUGUAGGAAGUUAAAGGUGGGGUAGUCAUUUUAGAAGGAUAUGAAAGGACUACUAAAGACAAUCAGACCAUUUCAUCUCCAUAAAGUGGUCUGGCUGCAGUGGUUCUUCGUUUUAACCCUUUAAUGUAAAAAAUUGCUGUUUAGAACACACUGAAAUGUUUACAUUAAAACAUGAAGCACACCUGACAGCCAAUAGAGGCUCUUCCGCUGUUGCACACAAAUUACAUUUACAUUUUAAGUGUAAAUUUUGUCCCCCUUCUCCAUAAUAUAUUUCUUAGUCUCCAGAAGGAAAGCUGCAGUAAUAGCACUCGAUCUAUAUUUAUGGUAUGUGGUGGUUAUAUACAUUGUUUUUGCUGUGCUUUUCUGUAUGCAUGAAAUGCAAUUAUUUCUCGUUGCAGAAAUGUCCUUUUGGAGCGUUGUCCAUUGUGAACUUGCCGAGUAAUCUUGAGAAAGAAACUACACAUAGAUACUGUGCCAAUGCAUUUAAGCUUCACCGGUGAGCAGUUUGUGCAAAUUAAAUUAGUCUCCAACCCCCUCCCCUUCUUCUUCCUCACUAACUUAGCAGAUUGUAAACAUAAAUAGCCAAGAGCAAAUCAGCAGAGAUUUAGCAGGUGUUAAUUUAUCAACUUUCAUCAAAGUAUGUUUUUAUCCAAUUGUGCUGUCCCUAGUGUCUACCUGGGGUGUUUAUCCAUAGUCUACAGUUUACAAAGAAUGCUGCAAAAGGCUGCAGUGGACAGUAGUUGUGAGGGUCAAAACAAUGUUAAUGGAGAACAAAAGAAAACUUUAAAGGACCACUAUAGUGCCAGGAAAACAUACUCGUUUUCCUGGCACUAUAGUGCCCUGAGGGUGCCCCCACCCUCAGGGUCCCACUCCCGCCGGACUGUAUGGCGAGGAAAGGGUUAAAUAUUACCUUUUUUCCAGCGCCGGGCGGGAAGCUCUCCUCCUCCUCCUUCGGCUGAAUGCGCACGCGCGGCAGGAGCUGCGUGUGCGUUCAGCCUGUCUCAUAGGAAAGCAUUCAUAAUGCUUUCCUAUGGACGCUUGCGUCUUCUCACUGUGAAUUUCACAGUGAGAAGCACGCAAACGCCUCUAGCAGCUGUCAAUGAGACAGCCACUAGAGGCUUUAGAGGCUGGAUUAACCCAUUUAUAAACAUAGCAGUUUCUCUGAAACUGCUAUGUUUACAGCAGAAAGGGUUAAUCCUAGAGGGACCUGGCACCCAGACCACUUCAUUAAGCUGAAGUGGUCUGGGUGCCUAGAGUGGUCCUUUAACUUUCAAGCUGAUCAGGGCCAAAUAAUCAUUUUAUAACAGUGGUGUGUAAGCAGUCAUAUUUAAGUGCAUAUGUAGAGUCAUUGCUCAAUCAGAUUAAUAAUAAUUUCUUACUAAAAACCAAGAACCAUCCUACCAAAUUGCUGUUUAGUGAUAAGGAUUGUAAUCUUUGCUAGAAAUUGGUUGUGAUUUGUUUUAGAAAUCUUGUUAAAAUUCAGUUUUAGCACAUCUAUACUUAAAUGGUAGGUUUUUUUUUCUGUCAUAUUCUUUAGAUAUUGAAACUUAGAUUUUACGUCCCAUCUCCUCUUUAUUGCUGUUAAGACUACUCUUUGACUCUUACAACUUAGAAUGCAAUCCUAAAUGACACUCACCGUUAGGAACACUCUGUAACAGGGACACACUUACAAAACCCCUUAAGACUAUCUCAAGAGCUCACUAGGCUCCCAACGAAGGGCAAAGGCAGACCAAGGCGAAAACCAAACUGGGUUCACUAUAAUCAGAGCUAAGGCGUCAUUGAUUUUAUAAUGUACAACUGACUACCCAAGACUACUCACAUAAGUACUCAAUAGAAAAACAUUCAUUACUCUUCACACACUUCAUUCAGAAUAGUCAAUUGAUAAGCUUCGCUAGCCUCUUUGGCACAUAACCUGACUUGUAUUACACUACUGUUUAAUUCCCCCCUUAUCUCUUACAAACUGUGCAAUGUUAUUCAUGCCACCAAAUGUCUUUCUAUGUAUAAUGCACGACUAGCAACAGCUGUUGUGGCAUUGUGAGCCAUUAUGUAAUGUAUUUUCUAUGCACCAAAAUUAAAGAUUUUUUUUUUUUUUAAAGACUACUCUUUAGAAGCAAUACACCACAAAUGUGUAUAUAAUUAAGACAAAUGUAAAGGCUCAUAUCCAUUAAAUAGUUUUUGUGUAACUCUGCUACUGCAAAGUGAAAAGGAAGAUUUCAAGACACAUGCAAACCUGUGUGUAUGUUUAGCAAACAAGAAGUCUAGAAUCUACGGCUCAAAAUUGCAAGCUUGGAUAGUCCAUGACAUGCUUAUAAGUGGUGAAUUUUUACUCACAGGGGCUGAAUUUUCACUUGCCAAUGGAUAGUGGAGAGGGGAAAUUUUGAAAUUUGCUAUAAUCUUUUAUCCAACGCCUGUUUGUGAUCCACCCAGACUAAAAUGUUUGUUUCCAUGUAGAUUGCCUACUCCUCGUCCUGGAGAAGUACUUGGGUUGGUUGGCACCAAUGGUAUUGGGAAAUCAACCGCGUUGAAGAUUUUGGCUGGAAAGCAAAAGCCAAACCUUGGAAAGUAUGAUGUAAGUAUGCUCUGCUUGUUUUAUUAUGGGCACAACACAUUUAUAUAGUCGCCUUGUCUUGUUUUGGUAUUGUAGUUCAGUAUGUCCUUUGCCAAUUCAUCAUCAUGAUUGUUUGUGCGCUCUAGGACACACUCUGAAUGUAAUUGUACAUAUUUGGUCUUCAUAAAAGCCUAUCCAUCAAUAACAUUGAUAACAAUAAAUGAAAAGUACUUGGCAUCACAAACUAGGCAAGAGUAUGCAAAGCUGGUCUGUCCUUGCAAAAGCUAUUGAGGUGCUUUAAUGUAUAAAAAGGGCUUCGAUUCACAUGCUCCAGAUAUCAUUUUCCCUCUUUACAAAUGAAUGGUAAGACCCAUCUUUGAACACGCGGUGCAAUUCUGUUCACCAAUUUUAAAGAAGGAUAUUGCAUAAUUAGAAAUAGUGCAGAGGGGACUACAAAAUUAGGAAGGUAAAUGGAAAAUAAUAGUUAUGAGGAAAGGCUAUAAACACUGGGUUUGUUUUCUUUUGAAAAAAGGCAACUCGGAGAGGAUAUGAUAGAAAUAUAUACAGGGUCAAUAUAAACCUCUGUGCUAACCCAGCGCUUCCCAAACUUUGUGCUGCAGCACCCUGGGGUGCUGUAACUGUUUCCCAAGUGCUAAGGUUUCGGGUAAACCAGUGGUGGAACUUCCACUCAUGCGGCUGCACUGGGACUCAUUCAAUUAGGGCCACCCAUAGGGUAUUGCUGCUUUACUACUAAACAUGUGCCGGUCGGGUGCUGCAGCCCUGUAAGAGUCUGACUGGGCUUCUAUAAUAUCGGCCGGUUUGGAGGAAGUCUUCACAGUUUCAUGCAGAGAGCACCGCAGGAGGAAGAGGAGACAAAGGCAGCAUGAGGGGAGAGGCUCACAAAGCUUGAGCUCCUCCAGACCCCACCCUCCCAGCCAGGGCCGCCAUCAGGGCAUGACAGCCAUAACGGUUGUCAUGGUCCUGCGGGGCCCGGACUGCUCUGGCAGUCUGAGCCCCACAUUCCUCAUGUGCACAGGUAUAUAGCGAAUUUCGCUAUAUAUCUAUGCACUGAGGGUUCCCCUACCUGUAAAUUGCAGCGGAGGGCCCAGCAGCACACUCUGUCCUCCUUCCAGCUCCUCUCUUUCAAACUCUCCUGCGGCCGCCAGAGUGUUACCACGGCAACACUCCGCACGCAGGCCGUUCUCACAAGAGUUCGUCAGAGAGGAGCUGGAAAGAAAGACAGUGUGUGCUGCUGAGCCCCCCUCUGCAAUGUACCGCGGCUGGCUCUCUCCACCGGACCACCAGGGAAUGCGAUCUGCCAGGUAAGAACCAGGGAGGGGGGAAUAAAAUUUAAAUUUUAAAUAUAUAUAUUUAUAUAUAUAUAUAUAUAUAUAUAUAUAUAUAUAUAUAUAUAUAUACUCCCCUCCCCCUACUUUAUACAAACACUGCAUCCUUACAAGCACACACACUACAUUAACUGAACUCACUCUGCACUACACACACACACACUCUACAUUCAUUGAACUCACUCUGCACUACACACACACUCUACAUUCACUGAACACACUCUGCACUACACACACACUACAUUCACUGAACACACUCUGCACUACACACACACUACAUUCACUAAACACCCUCUGCACUACACACACUAAAUUCACUAAACACAAUCUGCACUACAUUCACUAAACACAGAUCUUGAGCUGUGUCAGGGGCCCUAAUAUUUCUGAUGGCGGCCCUGCUCCCAGAAGCAAGACCUCGACCUCAAGCAAGCCACCCUCCUGGACACAAAAGUAAGCUAACAGGAGGGUGGCUAUAUUAAAAAAAUAAUAAUUAUGUGUGUGUGUCGACGUGUAUCUGUGUGUUUGCGCAUCUGACAGUGUGUGUGCGCGCGCACAUCUGUGUGCAUGUUGGGGUGUGUACAUGUCAGUGUGUGUGUGUGUGUGUAUCUCAAGGUGUUAGUUUGUGUGUCUCUAUAUAAAUUUCUGUGUGUGCGCAUACAUCCAACUUGUUCAUUAGUAGGAAUAUAUAGUAGACAAGUUCCCUUUUGAGGCUUAGUUUGAAAUGGCUGCAAUUGGGGGGGAGAGGUGCCUUCUUUUGGAUCAACAGGACUAAAAAAAACAUUAUUGGAGCUGAAUUAUGCAUUAUGCUUUGCAAGAUGUCUGGGAAAGAAUUUUGAAGUGUAACAUAGGCAAAGUGUCCAUGGAGUACAAACAGUUUUUGUUAUCUCUCAAAUUAAUGAAUUCCAGGGUUAGGUUAGGUUACUACCUACAUAAAAAAUUGACUUUAAAUUAAAAUGAUAAGACAAGAUAAGACAAGAAAAAAAUGGCAUAUCAUCCGUCCAGAGUCCAUAUAGAGAGCCUGAGUUUCAGCUAUUCUGUCAGAUUGCUUUAAUGUCAUGGCUAGAUAUACAGCGCACUUGAGUGCUCCAGAGUGGAGUGGAGAAAAUGUUUUUCUUCUGAAUUUAGGGAUUAGCCAAAUGCACCCCUAGGAAGUGCAAAUAAAAAAAAUCUUUUUAAUGGGAAAACAAAUCCCAAUUUCUGUUGUCUAAAAAUUUCAUGUUUUAUGCUCUUCUAUAAAGGAUCCACCUGAUUGGCAAGAAAUAUUGACAUACUUCAGAGGAUCUGAGUUGCAAAAUUACUUCACUAAGAUUUUGGAAGAUGAUUUGAAGGCUAUCAUUAAACCUCAGUAUGUGGACCAAAUCCCAAAAGCAGCGAAGGUCAGUAUGUUGAAUGUCACUGCACACUUUCAUUAAUUAUUAUUUUUUUUUUAAUCUUUAACCAUCCCUUUCCAUAAACCAUGUAAAGUCUAUACUGAAGAAUCUUUACUUGUGAAUUUAAAGAACAUGGCUGGGAAUUUCUGCAUUUUCUGUGGUUACUUUUAAUUAUACUGGUUUAUUGCAACCAUUUGAGCAGGUUGCAAUUAACCAGCAUAAUUGCUUGUGGGCAGCCCUAAAAAAAGAAAUGUAUUCCUUUCAAAAAGUUUCAAAUGAAUCCAAAAAAAAUAUGUAUCCACACACUUUUCUUGAAAUUUUAGAAAACGUGUUUGCAGAUUCUUGUAGGAGCGAACAUUUAGGAUAUACUGUAUUAAAUAAACUAAAGGGGUUAUGCUCAUAUAAUUAGAAUAAUUUUAAUUACAUGAAUUUAACUCUUUAACAGACAUAUGUGGGAUUUUUUUUUUUUUUUAUUUACUUUCACAGGGCCCAGUAGGAACUAUCUUGGAUAGAAAGGAUGAAACAAGAACCCAGACAAUUAUAUGCGAACACCUUGGUGCGUAAAUGUAGAAUUUUUUUAAAUCCUGUAUCAAAGUUAUUUGAGUCAUUUUUCUCUCUGGGUGUGGGUUUUGUGGUUUGUUUUGUUGCUGUAAGUAUGCUGUUUCAUAGAAUUCCCUCUAUCUAGUCUAACUGCAUAAAAUGUCUCCAUAAUUUGUUAAAAGCUUUACAGCUAGGAGACUAAACACCCCAGGUCAGUGACCUCAAAGGAAGAAUUUCACAUGCUUCAAGUGUGCAAGUGUUCCAUUACCAAAUUUAUGUAAAAAUAUAUAAAUCAUGCUUAUUUACAUACAAAAUUGUCAUUUUCUUUUACCCUUGGCUCUAAAGUAGCUGCAUUGAUAAAAUGUUGGCAUUUGUAAGUUUAGCUUUUCAAAGACAGGUGUUUAUUUUACACAAACUAAUACCUCACCACUAUUACUUCACGGGCAAUUUGUGCAUCUGCAUGAACCCCUGUUGGACUCAGUGGUAAGAAGGCUUCAGCUGGUAGAGCACCUAGCAAAGUGGGUAGAUAUUUGUUUAAUAUCUGAAUGUCAUAGAGGAGCAAUUCAAAAAUGUUUCUCUCUCCUUACUUCUGACUGCUGAAGUUCUACAAUUAUCGUACAAUUAUCACCUUGUUCUGCUAUUCUGUUCCAUUUAAUUAAAGGACCACUAUAGGCAAGCGGACCAUUUCAGCUUAAUGAAGUGGUCUGGGUGCCAGGUCCCCCUAGUUUUAACCCUGCAGCUGCAAACCUAGCAAUUUCAGAGAAGCUGCUAUGUUUACAUUGAGGGUGAAUCCAAAACCCUCUUUCCUGCACCAAGACUUCAGCCACGCAUUGACCUCUCUAAUCUCCUGCUGCCUUUCCACUGUGGCACGUGGCACAGGUAAUCUCUGAGUGUUUUUCCUUGUUCAUUCAAUCUAGUUUGUUUUUGGCUAUGCGUGGAUAUUUGAGGAAUUUGCACAUAGCCCCUAAAACUUAUAGUAGCCAUGUAACUGAAAUGAAAUGCUUGUUGCAGAUCUGACACAUCUGAGAGACCGAAAUGUGGAGGACCUUUCUGGUGGAGAGUUGCAACGAUUUGCUUGUGCGGUUGUAUGUAUCCAGAAAGCUGAUAUGUAAGAACAUAUUGUUUUUUCAUUUGACUAUUAUUAUUAUUUUUAUUAUUGCAAUUUAUAAAGCGCACACAGAUUCCGCAGCGCUGUACAAUUAGUUGAGAAACGUACAAUAUACACAAACAAAUACAAGAGGUAAGAGAGCCCUGCCCGUAAGCUGAUAUCUAGCCAUUGGAGCUCUUUAUACAAAGUGCUUAGCUAGAUGGCCCUUGAGCUUACAAUCUAAAGGAUACCAGGGGGAUUUGAGACAAAAGGUAGCAGGGGAAGUUUGGAGGUGAUGGCUGAAAGAGUUAACAGAGAAGCAGCUAUUGGUAAGAUGUUAGGGGAAUGAACAGGUAAUUGGGUGAGAAUCUCGAACAGCUGGAGGAGCAUGCUAUAUAUUUAAGGGGAGCCUGGGUGGGUGGGAAGUGGGGAGAAAAAAUGCAGUCUUCACUGAGUUGAUUGUGAAGUGAGGCCUGAGGAAUAGGGAUAGAACAGUCAAUGAAGGUAUUUACGACUGGGGAGGGGAAAAGGAGAGUGUGAGAGGGGAGGGGGGGGGGCAGAGUAGACAUGUGUUAUAGACUAUUGAAAAGUUUAGCAAUCAAAUUCUAUCACCCAAAAUAUUAAUAACUGUCUACAUGAAAUAUUGGUCACAAACAUUAAAUGACAGUGGUACACACUGCAUGCACAUAACAUUACAGUGGCAAACUACAGGUAUCAAUUGUAACAACUCUAUAGUAACACAUGAGAAUUUUGUAGCAAUCCAGUAAUACGGGAGGUGGAGUAUCUUCCAAGCUUCAGUCAGUACCUGAGUGUGAUGGGUGUUUCUGCAGGAUGGUAAAUGCAGUCUUCACUGAGUUGAUUGUGAAGUGAGGCCUGAGAGUGAUGGGUGUUUCUGCAGGAUGGUAAAUGCAGUCUUCACUGAGUUGAUUGUGAAGUGAGGCCUGAGAGUGAUGGGUGUUUCUGCAGGAUGGUAAAUGCAGUCUUCACUGAGUUGAUUGUGAAGUGAGGCCUGAGAGUGAUGGGUGUUUCUGCAGAUGGUAAAUGCAGUCUUCACUGAGUUGAUUGUGAAGUGAGGCCUGAGAGUGAUGGGUGUUUCUGCAGGAUGGUAAAUGCAGUCUUCACUGAGUUGAUUGUGAAGUGAGGCCUGAGAGUGAUGGGUGUUUCUGCAGGAUGGUAAAUGCAGUCUUCACUGAGUUGAUUGUGAAGUGAGGCCUGAGAGUAAUGGGUGUUUCUGCAGGAUGGUAAAUGCAGUCUUCACUGAGUUGAUUGACUAAUACGAGAACCUUUUGUUUGCAUGUAGUGCUGCCCAAAAGCUUACUAGAAUUGGUAUUUUAAAAAGCUAUAAUAAAAUUUACAUUGCUUUGCCUUGGGGAAUAUUUGUACUGCUUGCUCCUGAAAAUAAUUAGGUCUCUGUUUUGUUUUGCAUUCUUUCUAUGGAAAUCAUGUAUUUAAUUGUAUCAUCAUACAGUGGUCUAAUUUUUCCUUCCUCAACAGCUUCAUGUUUGAUGAACCAUCUAGUUACUUAGAUGUAAAGCAACGCCUGAAGGCAGCCAUUACCAUUCGAUCUCUUAUUGAUCCAGAUCGGUAAGAAAAAAAUACUUUUUCAUUUUCUUGUAUUGUUUUAAUUUGUACACAUAUGAUCGAUCAGCACUAGAAUUAUCUCUAGAACAAGGCUGGAUUUUAAAUGCACUACUGUACGGUUAACUGCUCAUCAGUAGAGUUCAGGUUUUAUAUUUAGAAUAUACUCAUGAAGGGGGGGGGGGAAGGGUUAAAUUAGUUCUCAGCUUAGCCCACCUAUGCAGUGUCACCAAUAAUGUAUAACAAUAUUAUAAUGUAUAGCCAAAAAUUAAACAAAAGUGAAAGCACACAAAGUGUAUGUGUAGAACAGUGGUUAUAGUUACCAGAAUGUAAGGAACAAAUUCCUCUGGUGAAUAUCGUAAAUUCUAUAAAACAAUAGUUGAACACAAAUAUAGUGCAAUACGAAGAGGCAAAUAAGUGAAAUUUUAAAUUGGGAUCUCUCUCACCUUCAAGAGCCUAUAUGAGUUUAGUGUUAAAAGUACCACAAUAACUCCAUAACACCCAGAACAUAUAAACUCAAUGAAGUAGUUGAGGUGCAGUGCCUCUGCUGGUUUAUCCUUGACAUCUAAAACAUUAUCGUUUUGUAGGAAUUUCAUUGCAAAGUUAACACACCUCUAGCAGUUGUCUUCUAGAGGUGCUUUUCCAGUGAGAACUGACACAGAUUUAGUUCUGAGUCAAAUGCUACUUGUAGAGAGCAUUUGAUGGGUGCAUGCACACUUUCCUCAUAAUGAGGAACAAUUGGAUUGGCUAAGAUCAAUCUUGAUGAUCUCUGCCAUGGAGGUGGGGCAGCAACGCUGCAAGAGCUGAAAGGUAAGUAAAUUGUUUUUUUGGGGGUUGUGUGCAAAUGGGGGGAGGUCACUUAAUUAAUCGUGACACUGUAGAAUUAGGAAUUCAAGUAUGUCUUACACAUUAGUUUUUUCUACUUCUGCAGUAAAAUGGGUGACAGCGGUACCCAAACUGUGUGCCGUUUCAGGCAUACAGGAGUGAUGUGAAAUGCCCCAUCGGGUGGCCUAUUCACUUAGGGCCUUUUAAUUGGUUUUCACAGUUUCCUGGGUCCUGGCCAGGCGCCGCAGCUGCCUGACCGGGCCCGUGUGAUAUUGGCAGGCUGAGAGGAAAUGACAGUAUGUGGAGGGAGCAGAAGACUUAUUAUAACAUGUUUAUGUUUGUUAGAUUGUGUGUAUCUGUGUCAAGGUGUAUGUACAAACACAUUCCUGCAGAAACACAAAUUUUACAUACAUACACACCGCUGCAUUCAAACUCCAACACUAUGCACAAAUGUACACCAGCAUUUAAAAGCGAACAUUACAUCCAGACACACAAAACGCAAACAUUACAUACAUACGCUCCUUGUUUUAAAACACUAAAAUUAUAUACGAUCAUAGCGCCAGUAUAUGCCGCAGUGCUGUACAGAUUUACAAUCUAGAACUUUGUUUUUACUUUUACACACAAUUUUUCUUAAAUUCACCUGCUUUUUGCAGGUAAACAUACAGGAAUCCAGAAUGUUUUCCCACUGGCAGGACUAGCAAAUGUGGGAGAAUAUUAAAAUUUAAAUGUACAGAAUAAUAUAAAUAAGUUUCCAUCAUUGUGAUCUGGAUUUCAGCUGUUCAGUUGCAAUUGGGCAGGAUGAAAUUCAGUAACCAUGUUCCAGGCAAUUUUUAGGCAGGUACUCCCCACAUUUUACUGGAUUAUUUUUGCUGAUCCAGGCUAGAGGCAUUUUUCCAUGACAUGAUAUUGUCUAUAGUGUAAUAAGACUUGGCCCUAUGCUUUUUUUAGUAUUGUUAAAUUAUUUUUUUGCUUUUCAGUUACAUCAUUGUUGUGGAGCACGAUUUGAGUGUGCUGGAUUACCUUUCAGACUUCAUUUGCUGCCUGUAUGGUGUGCCGAGUGCUUAUGGUGUUGUUACCAUGCCUUUCAGUGUCCGAGAAGGUAUGGUACUUUCUGUAAUAGAACAUAUGUGUGCAAUAUUACAACCCAUCUUGAAACCAGCAGUUUGUUAAGCAAUAAUACAUAUGUUUUGCAUAAAAAUAUUUUUACAAAAAUUGUCUCUGGAUAUGCUGGUUUCUUGGUUGUUUUCCCCUGUGGUUGCAUGUGUUAUCCUGCCACCACCUAUAACCUUUUUCCUUUUUCUACUUUAUUUAAAUCUUUUGAGAGUUUUCACUCAAGUGGAAAUUAUACGGUUAUUAACUACAUGCAAAGUUUGCAUGAGCUGCUUAGCUCAGUGUAGGCAUCCAGACCCAGGUAAGUUGUUAAACCAUUCUAAAACAGUUUGACAAAUUACUCUGGGAUAGUGUCAAGUCAUUUCUUGCACCCAAAGCCAUUUUUUUCAGAUAGUUUAAAAAAGUUAGGUGCCAUUAAUAGUUACUGCAAGAAUAACAGUUCAAAAAAGUUAGGUGCCAUUAAUAGUUACUGCAAGACUAACACACACUUGUUCAACAUUUUGUUUCACAGUGGAUCUAUUUCUAUAUUGCAAGAAAGUGCAAAUGUGGUAAAGUGCCACAGUAAAUAAACCAUUAAAUUGCUGCAUAAAGACAGAAUCGCCUUUGACAAUUCACAAUAAAAACAAAUGCCCCCAAAAAAACCUAUUGUUUUUGGACCAUUUAAAUGCAGAAACAAAUGUGUACACACAAAGUGCAGAUGUGUGCAAAAUGUUACCUUAAAAUGUAGGAGAUUUAGCACUCGAACUGUAAAAUAAAAAAAAAUUCUCCUCAUGCUAUAUGCUACCAUAUGGAAACUUAAAUCUUCUACAUUUUAAGGUAACAUUUUGCAAACAUCUGCACUUUGUGUGUACACAUUUUUUCUGCACUUUAAUGUUCCAAAGACAAUUGUUUUUAUAUAUUUUUUGUACGAGGAUCUAUUUCUAUGGAAAUUGUCAGCAGUUGGAUAUAUCCUAGAAAAAAAAAUGUUUUCAAGAAAACAAUCAAAGUCACAUUUUAAUUGAAGAAGGUUGUUCAUAUAAUUUGUAUUUGGAAUGUUUGUGAAAGUUGUAUGCAUUUUGGUGUUUAUGUUCCUAACUCUAUUAAUUUUCCAUCAGGGAUAAACAUUUUCUUGGAUGGAUACGUUCCAACAGAAAAUUUACGAUUCAGAGAUACCUCUCUGGUUUUUAAAGUGGCUGAAACAGCAAAUGAAGAGGAAAUAAAAAAGAUGUGCAUGUAUAAAUAUCCCUCCAUGAAAAAGAAGAUGGGUGACUUUAAGCUUGCCAUCAUAGCUGGGGAGUUCACAGAUUCUGAAAUCAUGGUCAUGUUGGGCGAAAAUGGUUGGUAUUCUAUGAUAUAACUUCAUUUCUUAGAUAUAUGUUGUGUACUGAGACAUUUAAUAUAGGUAAUUCCAUUUUAAAAAAAGAUAGAAAAGUUUGGACCCACCAGAGCUCAAAAACUAGCACAUUUAUUGGGACAAAAUGUGCAGAGCAAUGUUUCAACCCAACAGUGGGUUCACAAAUUUGUCUUUAUCAAGCUUGAUGCAUUGCUAUGUAUAUUGUGUCUUAAUAAAUGUGUUUAUUAGCUCUGGUGUGCCCGAACCUUUUUUUCCCUUUUGUCUAAUGUACUGGGAUAGUGCUGGCCUCUGAUUUGAUUUUGCACCCAGUUGUCAGCUCAGUUGGAGGAAUGCAGUUUCUGUUUAUUAAUGAUUAACGCAAGUAGAGUAUCUACAAUCCUUUUUCCUGCCAUUCCAACCAUUACACAAUGGAAGAACUGAGUUAAUUAACAUCUUAAAAAUAAUUAUAUAAAUGUCCAUUAUUAAAAUUAAAAAUAUAUAUGUUGACAAAUAUUGCAUACAAAUGUGUUAAAUAUUCUAGCAGUAAAAGUCAUCAUUGUACUUUUUAGUUCUGCAACCUCAUACUGGCGCACAUUAGAGAAAAGUAAGAUUUAAUCACCGUGAUAAAGACUAAAUGCACAGGAUAGUCUUUGGUUAAAAUAAAGCUCUGUUUUUGAGCAUGCAGUAUUACUGAUUCAGUGAAUGUGCAUAGGGGUAAAAAGAACCUCAGACUGGUCCCCAAAUCUUGAAUCGUGAUGCAUAAAUUGACUUCAGUCUUGUAAAGCACAAAUGUAUUUAAGGGAGACAUGUCCAUGCUGGUUAGUCCUGAACUUGAAAAUUCCUUGACAAGUUCUGUGUGGAAGGAUGUAUAGAGGUGUCAGUCUGUCUUUCCUUGAAAAAAAAAUUUGCUUUUUAAUUUGUUGCAACGUGUGUGGUUGUGGAGGUGAAUACAUGGCCACAGUUUGCACGUCCGAUAAAUUAACCCCUUAGUGAAAGACCAGGACUGUUUUUACAUUUCUGCAGUGUUUGUGUUUCGCUGUAAGUUUACUGUACCCACACAUUAUAUACGGUUUUUCGCGCCAUUAAAAUGGUCUUUCUAAAGAUACCAUUCUUUUCAUCAUAUCUUAUAAUUUACUAUAAAUAAAAAUUAUAAAACAUGAAAAAAGUUUAAAAAAACAUACUGCUAAGUUUGACCCCAAUAUAUAUAUAUAUGUAAUUCAAAUAUAAGCCAACUAUAUCCUUUCUCCAUUCACUAUAUAUAUAUAUAUAAAUAUAUAUAUAUGUGUGUGUGUGUGUGUGUAUAAUUUCAUUCUAAGUGUGUUUUGAUAUAAAUAUAUAUUAUCAAAAUAGUUAGAAUAAAAUUACAUAUAUAUUUUAAUUAUUUUUACACUUAUUUUUGUACUUCUCAUUUAUAAUUUAUAAUAUAUAUAUUUAUAAUUAUUACAUAUGUUAUAUAUAUACAUGUGUGUAAUUUAAUUCUAAGUGAAUUUUUAUAUUAAUAUAUGUAUAUAAUAAAAAAAUACACUCAGAAUGACCAUAUAUAUGAUAUAUUGAUGUAUUAUAUUGAUAUAUGUAUGUAUAUCAUCCUUAUAGAUUUAUUUGUUUUUAUUUAUAUAUACGAACAUAGAUUUUUAUUUAACAGAUGCAGGGAGACUGCCUGUCAGUUCAGGCAGUCCCCCUGCAGCCAACAAAAUUGUAAACAGAGGCAUUCUUUUCAGUGGUUUUUCAUUUGUAAACCAAAAAUUAUGUUAACCGAAGUGUUUGUAAACCGAGGUACCACUGUAAUUUGAGUCUUCCGAAAUCAUAGGGCUUGGAGGGCUUCCUCUUGUGAGGCAACCGGUGCCAUGUUGGUGGUUGCAGUCGCACUCUGUAUUAUCGUUAAACUAAUAUAGUGAGCCUGUUUUCACUGUCUGCAUCUUACUCGCCGUGUUAUGAGAUUUCUUGGGGUGUCCCAUGCUAGCUGCAAGUCUCUGAUUAUUUGGAUUUUCACCCUAUUAAAUCCAGAGCUCAGUGGUUAGCCACAUGAUGUACUUUUUAGAUACAUACUUGAAUUCAUAUAGGAAUCUAAUUUUUGUUUUGAAACUUCUACAGUUCUACAAUCGUGCAGUUUUUUGGUUUUAUUAUAUAGUGUGUUAUCUUAACUAGAACAUGUGCGUUAGAUUUCUCAUAUGUGUAUUACUUCUGAACUUUAAACAGUGUAAAUUGUUUGUUCUUCUGCGGCAUGUGAGCUUUGUUUUCAUUUAUUUCAACAGGAACUGGAAAGACCACUUUUAUCCGAAUGCUUGCUGGAAGGCUGAAACCAGAUGAAGGAGGUAAAGAUCAAAUACAUUUUUAACUAAUUGUCUGUAAAUAAAACCUGGUUUGUAGUAAUUAUUUUUAUAUGUACCAUACCAUAGAUCCUCAGAAUGUAUACACGGUCAGGUAAGAUUACAGAGAAGUCCAGCAAGUGUUUUCUUGCCCCCAAGUUAGAGCCCCAACUAGCAAUACUAAGCAAUCCUACUCGGACUGUGUGUUAUCCAGUAACAAUCAUUGCACAGCUUCCCUUUAUUACCUAGCAGUGAAGUAUUACAUCACUGGCCUUUCAGUAGACACCAAGGAUUUGUUCCCCACCCACCUGCAAAGCUCAGCUCAUGUGAGUCACGGGUCGUACAAUUAUAAAAAUGUGAGGAAGUGGUGAUCGUGAGGUGGAGAGAUAGAAGUAAACAAUGUUACUGUAUUGUCUUCCUCUAAAUAUCAUAUCAUCUGCCACUUCUCAUGUAGAUGAAUAUAUCAAGUGAUAUAGGUGAGGAAAAACAAGAGUUGUGCAUUUAACACACACUGACCAUACAACACAUAUAAGCCUGAAUUCCCAUACUGUGUGUGUGUAUAUAUUAUAGAGAGAGCUCUCACUGUAACUCAACACAAAUACACCCUUUUAUUCAGACAGAAAAUAAUUUUUUUAAGCUGCAUUGAACAAAUCAAAUUCUUGUAAAUUUAUGCCCAAACUUUACCUGUGUAGUCAGACAGAUGUGUUCAUAUGGGAGUAAGUCAACAGGAAUUUGGUUUGUUCAACACAGCUGAAAAGGAUUUGUGCUUAAAUUUAAAGUACACCUCUGCCUUCACACAUGUGCUGCUAACGAAGUAUGAAUGCAAAAGUCAAAAUGCUGUUUCUAUACGUUUGUGCUGACAACAAGUAGGUUAGAAUUUGAAAUUUUAAAGCCCUGAUCUUAACCAUGCAUCUGUAUAUUAUAGGGGUAUAUAUCAAGGCAUUAUUCUAAAGUGAAUACAUCUUGGAAAUUGAAUCCUGUCCUUUCUUUACUUUGAGUCCACUAUAACACCAGUUUCCUUCCUUUUCAUAGGCGACGUCCCAGUUCUUAAUGUGAGCUACAAACCACAGAAGAUCAGCCCCAAAUCAACAGUAAGUUUUGGUGAUUUUUCAUGGCACCCACUUUUUCUGUAAUAUGUAUGGAUACAUAUUGAAUGCAUUAUUAACCCCUUAAUGCCGUUACAGCGUUCUAUGCUCUCCCGCAUUAAAAGGGCUUUAAAGCCGUUGCGGCGGCAUAGAACGCCGUAACGGCUUGCAGCUCCUGGAGGUCCGGUGUACUUACCUCCGCCGCGAUCCUCUUCUGGAGGGCUGUCUGGCAGCCCUCCCCGGCAUAUCAGGCCCACCGGGGCCAUUCGUUUUGUUAUGAUCGGAACGUGCACUAUUGACUCCGUCCUGAAGGGGUUAAUGUAAUAUACCUUUCUGUUUGAUUAGGGAAGUGUUCGUCAGCUGCUUCAUGAAAAGAUCAGAGAUGCCUAUACCCACCCACAGUUUGUUACUGAUGUGAUGAAACCAAUGCAGAUUGAAAAUAUUAUUGAUCAAGAGGUGCAGACAUUGUCUGGUGGUGAGCUGCAACGUGUUGCCUUGGCUUUGUGUCUAGGUAAACCUGCAGAUGUCUACCUAAUUGACGAACCUUCAGCAUACCUGGAUUCUGAACAGCGUCUCAUGGCAGCUAGAGUCAUAAAACGGUAAUUAGAUAACCGUUUAACGUGCUGCCUGAAUAAUAUGAAAUGUUAUAGUUCAGUUGUUAAAUGCGUUCUCUCAUAACAGAUUCAUACUACAUGCAAAGAAGACUGCCUUUAUUGUGGAGCACGAUUUUAUUAUGGCCACCUACCUUGCUGAUCGUGUCAUUGUGUUCGACGGUAUCCCUUCCAAAGAUACUUUAGCAAACAGGUGAGGUUCCAUACAUUAUUUGUAAAUUCAACUAUCUGUAUAGCGAUAUCACAUAGUCAAAUUAUUCUCAAACCACCGUUGAGCUAAAUAAAUUCUCUAAAACUGAAAAUCCAGAUUUUGAAUGGUGUAGCAGUGUUGAAUUUCUUUUCUUUCCCUAGCCCUCAGACCCUUUUGGCUGGUAUGAACAAAUUUUUGUCUCAGCUGGAAAUCACAUUUAGGAGAGACCCCAACAACUACAGACCUAGAAUAAACAAAAUGAAUUCCAUCAAGGUAAGAAUGUUUCUCAGUUGUCCGCUUUGAUUGUAGUUAAUUUUGUUAUGAAUACAUGUGUGUAUUACGAAUGCUGUAGUGUCUUUCUUACUACGUAGGUAUCCACAUUCCGGUUAUAACUAAAUGGUCACUUAACUGAGAUAAAGUGAUCUGGGUGCCUUUAGAGGUCUUUUAAUUUUCCUAAAAGCGAUGCACAUUGGUCUCUUUGAAAUAUUUAUGUUUGAGUGAAUAGGAACUAUUUAACCCCUUAAGGACGGCGGGCGUGCUAUGCCUCCUUGGCGACCCGGUUCUAAACCCCCUCCCCACUGCCGCCAUGUGAUCGCAAGGACCAGGUGGAGUGCCUGGAAUGACAAGUAGUCCCCCUGCUGUCUGGAAUAAAGUUAAAGUUUAAACACUGUUUUUAAAAUUAAAAAAUAUAUAUUUAGAUCAUAUAUAUAUAUAUAUAUAUAUAUAUAUAUAUAUAUAUAUAUAUAUAUAUAUAUAUAUAUAUAUAUAUAUAUACACACAUAUACAUAUACACACACUGUCUAAGUGUAUUUUAAUAUAUAUAUAUAUCAAUAUCAAAAUGCACGUAGAAAUAUAUCUUGAGAAAAGUCUAUUGUGACUGAAACGUCGACAUUUUUGUAUUCUGCACAAUAAAGCAGUAUUUAUUUUGAUAUAAAACGAAGACUCCAGAGUGCUCUCUACUUGUAUGCUAUAUAUAUAUAUAUAUAUAUAUAUAUAAUAAAUAUAUAAAUACGUUAAAAAUAAAUGUGUAAUUUCGUUCUAACUGUAUUCUGAUAUUAAUAUAUAGAUAUCAAAAUAAACUUAGAACGAAAUAAUAUAUAUGUAUAUAAAUUUAUAUGUAUAUAUUAAAAAAUGUGUGUGUGUGUGUGUAUAUAAAAAAUUUAUAUAUAUAUAUAUAUUUUAAUUCUACGUAUAUAUUUAUAUACCGUGUAUAUACUCGCGUAUAAGCCGACUUUUUCACACAUUUUUUAUGCUGAAAAAGCUCCCCUCGGUUUAUACUCGAGUGAGCAGGGCCGGCGCUUCCUAUAAGGCAAACUAGGGUGCCAUAUAUAGGAGGGGGCGCCCAGCACCCCCAUCGCCGGCCCUUCUAAUUCUGCAGCUGCCUGGCCAGCGUUUGUGACUAAGUGGCUACUAAAAAUGACUGGACUUACCCCAUUUGCAAUACCCUGGGUUGUCUAUUUUUGCAAAUGGUAUGCCAUCAUGGGGGUAAUUUUCAUUCCUGGUCUACCAUAUGGUAUCAAAGGCAGCGUAAAUAAUCUGGCGAAUUUCUGUGUGAAAAGUUAAAAUGUCAUGAACUAAAAAAAAAAAAAAUUCUUAAUUUCUCACAUUCUUUUAUAUUUUAUUCAUAUUAAAUUAUAUUUCAUAGCUAAAUAUUUGAUGUUAAAUGAAGGCUAUAUUUCUUCUGAAUAAAAUGCUAUAUAAUAAGUGUGGGUGCACUUAAUAUGAAAGAGGCGAAUUACGGUUGAACAGACAUAUAUUCAAAUUCCAAGUUUUGUUUACGUUUUAUUUUGAUCAAAACGUGUACAUUUGGCUCAGUCCUUAAGGGGUUAAAGAUAAAUGUCAGUUUUUUUUGUUUUUUUUUAAAUCAUUGCUUUUAUGGUACUUUAUUUAUGGUGUUGCAUGUACACUUUACAAAUAUUCUCCUGAAACUGUGAAAAGUGUUUUAUAGAGUUGCCGCUAUACAUUUAUUUACCUGGUUGACCUCUUUUCUUGUCUUCCCCCAUUAGGACGUGGAUCAGAAGAAGAGUGGAAAUUACUUUUUCUUGGAUGACUAAACAUCAAUUCUUAACAUAAAGCCUCUUGUGUGAAACUUUAUGCUGUUUCACAGAAUUCACCUAAAUUGAUCUAGAAUCUGUCAGAGUACCAAUGUUUAGUGUACAUAUCCCAAAUGCAGCCUAGUGGUUGUACAUGGGGAGAAUAUAUCCAUUCCACAUUCCUGCACUAUUCUGAAACAAAAGUAUAAAUUUGUAUGGGUUAACAACUUGUAUAAUGUAUUUAUCAUCCUAUAUGCUGACAAAUAUCCCCCAAUUUUAGACACUUGAAAUUUAUUUCUUGUCAAUAUGGUUUAUAAAACUGCUACCAUUGAGUUCAAUCUUGUUUUAAAGAGGGAUUUAACCCAAGAAGAGGUUUUGAAAAAUAAAUAUCCACCUCAAAUUGAAUGGUCCUGAGUUUGUUUGCAUAACACACCUAUUCCUAUAGAGGUUUCAUAAAAACACACGCUUUUUAUUAUUCUAUAUAUGGUGUCGCAGGUGAUUGUCAUCAUUCUGAGUAAACAUCCUUUUGAUCUAUUUUUAAAGCUACUUUUACCAUAACAAAAUAGAAUUAUGUAAAAUUUAGCUUUUUGUCUAAAGGUAGUGAACAAGGUCCACUUUAAAAUCUUUAUCUAUUUAGUGUGUUAGCCAGCUCAUUAUAACGAUAUGUAAUUCUAGCCUGCUGUAUUCACAGCCUACAUGCAGUCUCAUCCAUUGCAGGCGCCAAUGCUUUUAGUUUAUACCUGCCAAAAAAUAUUUUUUGAAGCUUAAAUGUAAAUAAAAUUUAAUGUAUGCACUUGAUCUCAAUUUGAUAAAUGAUACAUUGAUACAAUUUUGUCACAGGUUCUAAACCCAUCCAUGAAUAUUGU
This is a messenger RNA of Pelobates cultripes (western spadefoot toad), 30226 nucleotides long. Lineage: Eukaryota; Metazoa; Chordata; Amphibia; Anura; Pelobatidae. The record is from the annotation of a GenBank genome assembly.